Suillus clintonianus is the source of this 1708-nucleotide messenger RNA. RefSeq lists its product as uncharacterized. The transcript has 5 exons. The record is from RefSeq and is a predicted model, not a curated record. NCBI's taxonomy places the organism in Eukaryota, Fungi, Basidiomycota, Agaricomycetes, Boletales, Suillaceae. Bases 43 to 1314 code for a protein of 423 amino acids.
CCACCGAGCACUCAACCUGGUCUGAAGAGGGAUCGCAACUUGAUGCCACCACCCAGUACUCAACCUGGCCUGAAGAAUGGCCGUCACUUGAUGCCACCACCUUCCACACAACCUCGAGUUGUAUCUGGCACAAAGAGGAAGCAGCUGGAUGAGGUCUUGGAGUUCUCCGACAGUGAGAUUUCAGAGUUUCUAACGGAUGACGACAUUAUGGAGGUCGACGGCCCGGACGAUGAAUUGGACACAUAUAUCAAGCCAGAGCCAGGUUUGAACGGUAAGGCUGCACGCACUACAGCCUCGACUUCUGUGACCACCACUGCUCGCGAGGCUCCAGCUCCUCCAUCGAAGAAGGCAAAACACGAGAAGAACAUCAAACUCGAAGGGAAUAUCAAAUCCGAAGGGGCAUCUACUGUGCCACCUGGCACCUGGGUGGAGCCGUUGUUGAAGGCGCGUUCGUCUUAUUUGAACACGGACCUCCCACCAGGCUGUCAUGAAGACGGAAAAUGGGCUCGAGUAUUCAUACCGACGAUCUUGCUGUGGCUUGGCGCACAAGAGGAACUCUGGACUAUUGCUGACAUUAAGCUGCUUGAUGCAUGCAAAGAAAUUUUCAAGGUCGUCUACGGGGAUAUUUGCUACAAUCUUACCAUAUCAGGGUCCGUUUUUGGUGUUGUCACACAACGUAUUGGCGAAUGGCGCAGCAACUUCGGGUCUACAGCACUUGCCCUCGCGGUUAAUUUCUGUGUCGCCAAUCAAGAUUCAGCGCCAAGGGAACUUUCGACUCUCCUCCUCCACAAAUAUGCAUUUUUAUACCCUAACCCUGAAAAGAUUGACAAGGAUGAGACUUUCCAUUCUCCAUUUGUCCAAGAGCUUCUUGCUACUGCGCAUCUCGCUAAAAUCUUGGGACACGCUGACGUUCCUGUUCUCCGCACUGACAGCUUGGUUAAAAAUGGUUUCAUUGGGGCCCUGGGCUUGUGUGCGGUCUCGCUCGAACGUGCUUUCACUCUUCUCUCUGAUAGCACUGUCACUCUUGACAGCGAGGAGAACUUGGGGCUGCCGAUCAAUGUGCGGAAAGCUCGCCUCAAGACACCCAAGACCUUCAACAGAGCUACUGGAAAGGAGACGACUUCCGAACACGCAUUCUCAGUUGCUAAAUGGAGCUCCAAGACUGCUGCAUUUGUAUGCGGGGCGAAAAAGAAGGGCACGGCGGCAACAGAGCUCACCGUCUCGAUGGCGUGGAAGGUUCUGAAAAAGCCUGGUUUCGAGAAAUACACUGGCAAUGACAUGUCCGACGAGGAUGACGAUCGCGCAGACAUUUGAUAUGCGAGCCUCACGCCUCUGGUCGAUGUCUCCUCGUUAGGACAUUUGGAUAUAUUAUUUUGUGCUUUGCGCUUGCAAUUUUCACCGUUUGGAACCGCUCAUUCGUUUUGCUCUUCCUCACUCGUCUUUUAACGUGUUUUAUCGUGUUUCCAUGCCUUCGUCACUCGGUUUGCUCUUCUUCACUGGUCUUUUAUCAUAUUUCCACGCCUUUGUCACUCUUUCAGCUGCUCUUGAUUGUCUCCUAAUGCUUCUUAGAUCCCCUUUAAUGUUGUUCACGAUUCUGUCCCUAUCACCCAUUUUCCGCUUAUGUUCCCUUUCGCACCCUUUUUGGUGGUUUUAUCACACAUUUUACAGUGACUUGCAAUGGACUUGUGUCGAGUUUUUGUGCCUUACA